AGACCUGAGCUGAGAUCAAGGGUCUGAUCGCGAGGCCGGCGAGCGGGCGGGAGGCCAUGGCGCCGUCCGGGCCGCUGUUGCUGCUGCUGCUGCUGCUGCUGGUCCCGCUGGCCGGCGCGCGGGCCGGACCCUACUUCCGCCCGGGCCGGGGCUGCCGCCUGCCCCUGCGGGGGGACCAGCUGUCGGGGCUGGGGCGCAGGACCUACCCCAGGCCUCAUGAGUACCUGUCCCCAUCGGACCUGCCCAAGAGCUGGGACUGGCGCAACGUGAACGGGGUCAACUACGCCAGCGCCACCAGGAACCAGCACAUCCCCCAGUACUGUGGCUCCUGCUGGGCCCACGGCAGCACCAGUGCCAUGGCGGACAGGAUCAACAUCAAGAGGAAGGGGGCGUGGCCCUCCACCCUGCUCUCCGUGCAGCACGUCCUGGACUGCGCCAACGCGGGCUCCUGCGAGGGGGGCAACGACCUGCCGGUGUGGGGGUACGCCCACGAGCACGGCAUCCCGGACGAGACCUGCAACAACUACCAGGCUAAGGACCAGGAGUGCGACAAGUUCAACCAGUGCGGAACCUGCACGGAAUUCAAGGAGUGCCACGCCAUCCAGAACUACACCCUCUGGAAAGUUGGUGACUACGGCUCCCUCUCCGGCAGGGAGAAGAUGAUGGCGGAAAUCUACGCCAACGGUCCCAUCAGCUGCGGUAUCAUGGCGACGGAGAAGAUGGUCAACUACACGGGCGGCGUCUACGCCGAGUACCAUGACCAUGCCUACAUAAACCACAUCAUCUCUGUGGUCGGCUGGGGCGUCAGCGAUGGCACGGAGUACUGGAUUGUCCGGAAUUCGUGGGGGGAACCGUGGGGUGAGCACGGCUGGAUGCGGGUAGUGACCAGCACCUAUAAGGAUGGGAAGGGUGCCAGUUACAACCUUGCUGUGGAGGAGUACUGUACAUUUGGGGACCCCAUCGUUUAAGGCGCAUGUCUCCAGAAGAGCAGUGCUAUCGUGAACCACAAUCAGAGGGGGUCCGCUCGCUAUGGGCACUGGGUUGGUACCACCACGGUCUG
Messenger RNA from Odobenus rosmarus divergens (Pacific walrus), 1060 nucleotides. RefSeq names its product cathepsin Z (gene CTSZ). Gene Ontology annotation, cellular component: lysosome. The transcript is spliced from 7 exons. The record is from RefSeq and is a predicted model, not a curated record. Gene Ontology annotation, molecular function: cysteine-type endopeptidase activity. NCBI's taxonomy places the organism in Eukaryota, Metazoa, Chordata, Mammalia, Carnivora, Odobenidae. The coding region runs from base 57 to 968 and encodes 303 amino acids.